AUGCUGUCUCACGCCGACCUCCUGGACGCCAGGCUAGGUAUGAAAGAUGCCGCCGAGCUUCUGGGCCACCGGGAGGCGGUGAAGUGUAGGCUGGGCGUGGGGGGCUCCGACCCCGGGGGCCACCCGGGGGAUCUAGCGCCCAACUCCGACCCAGUCGAGGGAGCCACUCUGCUGCCCGGGGAGGACAUCACCACCGUGGGCUCUACGCCGGCCUCGCUGGCGGUGAGCGCGAAGGACGCGGACAAGCAGCCGGGGCCCCAGGGCGGCCCGAACCCCAGCCAAGCCGGCCAGCAGCAGGGCCAGCAGAAGCAGAAGCGCCACCGGACGCGCUUCACGCCGGCGCAGCUCAACGAGCUGGAGAGAAGCUUCGCGAAGACUCACUACCCCGACAUCUUCAUGCGCGAGGAGCUGGCGCUGCGCAUCGGGCUGACCGAGUCCCGAUCCGACCGCUCUCCGGCAAAAUGCCCCAGCUUUGAUGCUUCCAAAGGACUGGAACUUUGGUGGUCAACCAAUGUGCCCAGAGCGGCUGCAGCGAUCCCCACAGCCUCGGAGCCUUGGUUUACCCCUCAAGAAACAGGGGGAAAGUGA
Molecule: messenger RNA, 588 nt
Organism: Miniopterus natalensis
Lineage: Eukaryota; Metazoa; Chordata; Mammalia; Chiroptera; Miniopteridae
Source: RefSeq, a predicted model, not a curated record